AUGGCGGCAGUAGACUUUUCAAACGUCUAUUCCGCUACAUAUAGCAGUGUUCCGGUGUAUGAGUUCAAGAUUGGCACCGACAGUGUUAUGCGAAGGCGGUCUGAUGAUUGGAUCAAUGCGACACAUAUACUUAAAGUAGCAGGGUUUGACAAGCCGGCAAGAACUCGUAUUCUCGAGCGUGAGGUUCAGAAAGGAGUCCACGAAAAAGUUCAGGGCGGCUAUGGCAAAUAUCAAGGGACAUGGAUCCCACUUCAGGAAGGUCGCCAGCUUGCAGAGCGGAAUAAUAUACUCGACAAACUCCUGCCAAUAUUCGACUAUGUAGCGGGCGACCGCAGCCCUCCUCCCGCGCCGAAGCAUACAUCAGCGGCUUCAAAGCCAAGGGCACCGAAAAUCAACAAGAGAGUUGUCAAAGAAGAUGUUUUCAGUGCCGUAAACCAUCACCGAAGCAUGGGACCACCAAGUUUCCACCAUGAGCAUUACGACGUAAACACUGGAUUGGACGAAGACGAGUCGAUCGAGCAGGCAACCCUAGAGUCUUCAUCUAUGAUAGCCGAUGAAGACAUGAUCUCAAUGUCCCAAAAUGGUCCAUACUCGUCAAGAAAACGCAAGCGCGGAAUCAACGAAGUAGCUGCCAUGUCGCUUAGCGAGCAGGAACACAUUCUCUAUGGAGAUCAACUUCUAGACUAUUUCAUGACUGUCGGAGACGCACCAGAGGCAACGCGCAUUCCACCUCCCCAGCCUCCCGCUAACUUCCAGGUGGAUCGCCCGAUUGACGAUUCAGGUAAUACGGCCCUGCAUUGGGCAUGCGCAAUGGGUGACCUUGAAAUUGUCAAAGAUUUGCUGCGGAGGGGAGCAGAUAUGAAAGCACUGUCUAUUCAUGAAGAGACCCCACUGGUCCGCGCUGUGCUUUUUACGAACAACUAUGAGAAGAGGACGUUUCCAGCACUGUUAGACCUGCUUCUAGACACGAUCUCUUUCAGGGAUUGGUUUGGUGCUACAUUGUUCCACCACAUCGCGCAAACGACGAAAAGCAAGGGAAAAUGGAAAAGCUCACGAUACUACUGUGAAGUGGCACUAGAGAAAUUGCGCACCACUUUCUCCCCAGAAGAAGUCGAUUUAUUACUCUCAUGUCAGGAUUCGGUCGGGGAUACUGCCGUUUUAGUUGCUGCACGCAAUGGAGUUUUUCGCCUGGUUGACCUGCUUCUCUCUCGCUGCCCAAGGGCCGGUGAUCUAGUAAAUAAAAGAGGCGAAACCGCCUCUAGCAUCAUGCAACGGGCCCAUCUGGCAGAACGAGACAUCCCACCGCCGCCAUCUUCUAUUACUAUGGGGAAUGAUCACAUAGAUGGUGAAGUUGGCGCCCCUACCAGCUUAGAACCACAGUCGGUUACUCUACAUCACGAGUCAUCUCCCGCCACUGCGCAAUUGCUCUCACAGAUUGGAGCUAUCAUGGCGGAAGCGAGCAGAAAGCUUACCUCAAGCUACGGCGCUGCCAAGCCAAGUCAGAAAGACUCAGAUGAUGUCGCCAAUCCAGAAGCAUUGUACGAGCAGCUAGAGCAAGAUCGUCAGAAAAUCAGGAGACAAUAUGACGCGUUAGCCGCAAAAGAGGCCGCGGAAGAAUCAAGCGACGCACAGCUCGGCCGAUACGAGCAGAUGAGAGACAACUAUGAGUCCCUCCUAGAGCAAAUCCAACGAGCUCGUCUUAAAGAACGUCUUGCUUCAACUCCCGUUCCAACGCAAACUGCGGUUAUAGGCUCAUCGUCACCUGAACAAGACAGACUGCUCACAACUUUCCAAUUAAGCCGCGCGCUUUGCUCUGAGCAAAAGAUAAGGCGGGCAGCGGUGAAGGAACUGGCUCAACAGAGAGCUGAUGCUGGCGUCAGCACGAAAUUCGAUGUACAUCGCAAGCUUGUGGCGCUCGCUACUGGCCUAAAGGAGGAAGAGCUGGACCCUAUGGCUGCAGAGCUGGCUGAAACCCUCGAGUUUGACCGGAUGAAUGGAAAGGGCGUCGGGCCUGAGUCCCCAGAAGCAGACCAUAAAGACUCGGCUUCUUUACCUUUCCCCGGUCCGGUAGUAUCGGUGGAUGCUUAA
Aspergillus nidulans FGSC A4 is the source of this 2088-nucleotide messenger RNA. RefSeq names its product protein rgdA. Bases 1 to 2088 code for a protein of 695 amino acids. NCBI's taxonomy places the organism in Eukaryota, Fungi, Ascomycota, Eurotiomycetes, Eurotiales, Aspergillaceae. The transcript is spliced from 3 exons. Gene Ontology annotation, molecular function: DNA-binding transcription activator activity, RNA polymerase II-specific; DNA binding. Gene Ontology annotation, biological process: DNA-templated transcription; regulation of DNA-templated transcription. Gene Ontology annotation, cellular component: nucleus; RNA polymerase II transcription regulator complex. The record is from RefSeq and is a predicted model, not a curated record.